AUAACUCUCUCGUCCUUGGAAGACGACUUUGUUAAUCAAUCCAUCACAACAUUGAGACUCUGUCUCUUGCUUCACAUUCAUAUCCCAAGAGUUUGGAUCAACUCCCAUAAUCAUAUCAUCGGCUUCAAUGGAGCGAAUUUCCACGUGGGUAGUCCUCCUUUCAUGGAUUUUCCUCAUUAACGUGACACUUUGUGUGGAGGACGAGGUCAAGAGCUCAAUGAUAAGCUUCCUUGCGAAACUAUCAAGCCAACAGAAUAUUUCUGCUUUGAAUUGGAAGGCAGAUUCUGAUCCUUGUAAGGACCUCUGGCAAGGUGUAGUCUGCGAUUCUCGUAAUGCAUCAGUACGGAGGCUAUUUCUCGACAGGCUGAAUUUAUCUGGAACUCUUGAUGCUGCUAUUCUCUGCAAUGUUCAACCUCUUGCCGGUUCUUUAAUCAUUCUUGCUCUUGGUGGAAACGCCAUCAGUGGGGUGAUAUCAGAUGAGAUUGGAAACUGCAAAAAGCUAACUCGCUUGUACGUUGGGGGAAAUCAACUUUCUGGGGAACUUCCUCCUUCACUUGCCUUGCUAAAUAAUCUGAAAAGGCUUGACAUUUCGAAUAAUAAGUUUUCUGGUCACUUGCCAGGCUUGUCCAGAAUCUCAGGGUUGAAUGUGCUCCUCGCCCAGAACAAUAACCUCAGUGGGGCGAUACCCGGGUUUGAUUUUUCCAACUUUUAUAAGUUCAAUGUUUCUUGUAACAACUUUAGUGGCCAAAUUCCAGAUGUUCAUGACCGUUUCUUUGAAGACAGCUUUUUGGGCAAUCCUGAACUGUGUGGAAAACCACUGCAAAAAAACUGUCCGCUAAUUCAUACUCUUGCUGUCAAAUCAGUAGAAUCAAAUGGGUCAAAUGAAAUGAAUGGAUCGAAUGGAUCAAAGGGUCCUUCUAAAGACCAAAUCCUAAUGUAUUCAGGAUAUGCUGCAUUGGUUUUGGUAUUUAUCCUUUUCGUACUUUAUAAACUGUGUACAAGGAACAAAAUAGAAAAGGCUGAAGCUGGAGCAUCAAAUAAGGUAGCAGCAAGUAAUGAUCAUGAUGUGUUUGACAAACCUAGUAAUGCUUCAAGUGGACAAAAAUCAGUCGUAAGCAGAUCCGAGAUUUCAGUCAAUUCUGAAAGUGGGAUGGUUUCACAAUCACUUGUAGUUCUUGCACAACCAGUGAUAAGUGAGUUUAGACUUGAGGACUUGCUGAGAGCCCCAGCAGAACUGCUUGGCAGAGGCAAGCAUGGUAGUCUUUAUAAGGUGAUGCUGGACAACGGCAAGACGGUGGUUGUAAAAAGGAUCAAGGACUUGGCUACUUCCAGUCAUGACUUCAAGCAAAAAAUGGAGAUUCUGGGUCAAGUGAAGCACCCUUACUUACUCCCACCACUUGCUUUCUAUUGCUCCAAUCAAGAGAAGCUUCUGGUCUACGAAUUCCAAGAAAAUGGAAGCUUAUUCAAGCUUCUUCAUGGCGAGUCCAGAGGAUUUGAUUGGACCAGCAGGCUUGGGAUUGCAGCAAUGAUAGCAGAGGGAUUGGCUUUCAUGCAUCAAAAGGUUGGGGAGAAAGGUAUUGCACAUGGAAACCUGAAAUCCUCCAACAUUUUGCUGAGCUAUAACAUGGAAGCACGCAUAAGUGAGUAUGGUGUGAUGAAUAUGGACGAUGAACUGAGCUCAUCUUCUGCAAGUCCUCGUCCUACUGGUUCUGGAGCACCAAUUGUGUUGAAGGCAGAUGUGUAUGGAUUUGGGGUGAUACUUCUUGAGCUACUUACAGGGAAGUGUGUGAAGAACGAUGGGAUUGACUUGGCGGAGUGGGUCCAAUCUGUUGUGAGGGAAGAAUGGACAGGCGAGGUGUUUGACAAGGCACUGAUAUCAGAGUAUGCCAGUGAAGAGAGGCUGGUGAAUCUGCUUCGAGUGGCUAUCAAAUGUGUUCAUCGUUCACCAGAAGCUAGGCCAAGUAUGAAUCAGGUGGCUCUCAUGGUUAACACUGUCAAAGAGGAAGAAGAGAAAUCAUUGAUCUAUGAGGUGUGAUUUAGCUGGGGCCAUAUGCUUAGUAUUGACUCAUAUAAAUCUGGCCACUGCAGAGUAUACUUUUAAGUGGAAUUUCAUUACAUAUCGUGAUAAUAUUCUUGACAAUUUCUUUCCUUCCAAUCAUGUAUGUAGAACAUUUGCAUGGUUUUAUGAAUAA
Prosopis cineraria is the source of this 2192-nucleotide messenger RNA. Its product is annotated as probable inactive receptor kinase At2g26730. Gene Ontology annotation, biological process: protein phosphorylation. The transcript has 2 exons. The record is from RefSeq and is a predicted model, not a curated record. Gene Ontology annotation, molecular function: ATP binding; protein binding; protein kinase activity. Bases 128 to 2035 code for a protein of 635 amino acids. NCBI's taxonomy places the organism in Eukaryota, Viridiplantae, Streptophyta, Magnoliopsida, Fabales, Fabaceae.